AUGGUGAUUGCUGGAGUGACCGAUUACUCGCCAAUGCGCGCUGGCGCUGCGUCGGUUGUGUUUGAAAAGCCGUCGUCUGCCUCCGGAGCGGGGACCACGGCGACGGGGUCCCCGCCGCCGUCUGCUCCGAAGCCCGUGACAAUAGACGCUGAAAAGGCUCUUCCCCUCGUAUCCGUGGGUCCCCAUGACGUGAGCGAGGCUGGCCUGUCGGCCCCGGUUGUUGCUCCUCCUGCUCCGCCUGUCGCUCCUGUUCCCCCUGCUCCCGUUGUUGCGCCGGCCGCGUCUGCUCCUGCUGGGGGAGUUGCUGUUCCCCCUGUCCCUGUCCCUGGCACCCCCGUUGCACCUGCCGUUUCUGUUCCUGGCGAGCUUGCGUCGGCGUCUGUUUCUUCCCCGAAGGCGGCGUCCGCCACCACUGACGGCCCGGCUCCGAUGGUUGCGCCUCCAGGCGUGGGCCAGCCUGCUCCCGCUCUGCUGUCGGCGGCCCCUCGGGAGGUGUCGCGUGCCGUGCGCGAGGAGAGGGCGGCGCAGAGCCAGAGCAGUUCACUACGGGCCGCGCCAGCGCACGUGGCUCCUCGUCAGACUGGGCCUCCCAUGGACCCUCCGCCAGCUGCUGCCUUUCCUCCUCCUGUCCUCGCCCCAUCGGCUCCUUCUCCUUCUUUUUCGGCGCCUGCUCCCGGCUCUCGUCUGCAUCUGCCACCGGUUCCGCCUGUUGCGGGAGUGGAGUUUGUUGCUGCGGGGGGUGGCGCUACGGCUCAGCCGUCCCACGUCGUUGCUGCUGAUGAGCCGAAACUGUUUCUGACGGAAGCGCUGCAGCCUCCGCAGACGCGUGUUCCAGAGGCGACCCUCGGCCAGAGCCUCCACGCGCUGCUUCUGAUUCAGGUGCUCGCGCACUCAUCCCUCCCCGUGAUUCCUCCUGACACUUUCCGCGGCCACCAGCGUGACACGUAUUUGGACGCGGCAGACCAGCUCACAGCGUUGCUGGCGCCCGUCUUGGCUGCGCCCGCGGAGGGUGGCGCUGCUGCUGCGAGACAGCUGGACGAGGCUCCUUCCCUCGCCCCGCCUCCCUCUUCCUCUGCCACAUCGUUCUCGCUAUCAGAUUAUUUAAAGCUACUCGUGCUGCCGCUUGGUAUCCGUUCUCUGAACCCCCGCCGGUCCCGCUUACUGUUCGCCUUUCUGCCCCGCGACUUUCUUGCGCCUGCAAUGGUGAUUGCCGGAGCUUCUGAGCCAACGCCAGAGCUCGUUGCCGCCUGGUCGGCUGCGGCCGCCGAGCCUCCUGCGGAGCCCGAAAGGGUGACCAUGGCGACAAAGCCCCCUCUACCGCCGGCUCCGAAACCCUCGACAACGGCCUCUGAAAGGACUCCGCCCCAUGCAUCCGCGGAUCCCCUUGCCGCGCAAGGGGCUGGCUCGUCUGCCCCUGCCGCUGUUCUGUCUGCUCCGCCUGCGGCGCCUGGCCCCCAGGCUCCCCUUGUCAAGUUGUCAGCGUCUGCCUCUGCUGGGGGUGAUGCUGAUCCCCCCGCACCUGUCCAUGGCGCCCCUGCUGCACCGCCUGUUUCUGUCCCCGUCGUGCCUGCUCCGGCCUUUGCUUCGUCACCGAAGGCGGCCUCCGCCACCACUAACGGACUAGCUCCGUUGAUUGCGCCCUCGGCAGUGUGUCAGUCCGCACCGGUUGUGACGCCGCACUGGGAUGGUGGAAUGCGGGCAUGGCAUGCAAGGGCACACUGGGAUGGUGCCUGCCCCUCCUCACAGCAUGUGAGCCGCACUUCAUGCUGCCAAGGUGUUGGGAAGCUGCCUGGAAGCUACUACUGGCGGGGGCGGGAUGCCAGCACUGUGCGCGAGCUCAACCCCAAGGCCAGUCCCACCCCGCCCUCCUUCCUGCCCUCCUUGCUGCUCUCCUUGCUGGUUAUUUUUGUUGUCAUCUCUUGUUCCCUUUCCUUAAUGCUGCACCACUCGUCUGGCUCCCUUACUGUCCCCCCGCCCUGCCGUACGUCCCUGCCGGCAUGUCGCCCCACUCCAACCCAUCCAUUCACCCCAGCCACUUCCAUCGCCUUGCCCUUUGUCCCCCUCCCUCCCCGCCCUUGUCCCCCCGGUCCUCCCCCUCCCCCCCUCUGGCACCAGACGUUGCAGUCGGGGCUGGACGACUACCCACGUGCGUCGCACCCGUCGGAGGACGAGCGCCAUGUGGACCUGCGCUGCUGGCUCGCCACCGCUGCUGCUGCCAUCGCCAAGAUAGGCAGCGUGGUUGGGGAGGACGUGCAGGUGAGACGAGAGGCCGUGCAGGUGAGAGGGGGCGUGUGCGAGAGAGAUUGUGGGCUGCCAUCUCGCCGAGCUUGUCUCCUCACAGCAGCAAUGUGGCUGCCUGUUGGCCGCAUGCAGCAACGUGGCCUGUUCUCUUUAUUCAGCCUCUGCGCUGCAGUAACCUCACUCCCACUCCUUGCAUUUGCUGCAACUGUGCAUGAAUAUGAGGCCACAGCCCAGCAGCUCACGGACUUCACACGCCUCAAUGAGAAGCUGGCUGCCCAACACCCUCCCCACUCUGCACCCCACUAUCUCUCCCCCACCCACACUCUUCUCGUUCCCUUCCGCCCCUCGCCCAUCCACCCUCCUUCUCUUCGUCUCCCUCACUUCUCCGUCCCAUGUUCGUGUCCCCCCCCUCCUGAUGGGCAAUCGCCCUGCCCACGGCACCAGCUGCACUGGGACGGCAGGAGGCAGCGCUACGCCGACUACGGCAACCACACCGACAAGGUCAGCGGGGGGACGCAUGGGCGCAGAGGGGCGGUGCAUGGGCGCAGAGGGGCGGUGCAUGGGCGCAGAGGGGUGGUGCAUGGGCGCAGAGGGGCGGUGCAUGGGCGCAGAGGGGUGGUGCAUGGGCGCAGAGGGGCGGUGCAUGGGCGCAGAGGGGCGGUGCAUGGGCGCAGAGGGGCGGUGCAUGGGCGCAGAGGGGCGGUGCAUGGGCGCAGAGGGGUGGUGUAUGGGCGCAGAGGGGUGGUGUAUGGGCGCAGAGGGGUGAUGCAUGGGCGCAGAGGGGUGGUGUAUGGGCGCAGAGGGGUGGUGUAUGGGCGCAGAGGGGUGAUGCAUGGGAAGGCUGCGUUGAAUGGUGAGAGGAGCGGAGGGGAGGUGAAAGGAGGUCAAGAGGUGCGGUUGGAGGCGGUGGAGGCGGUGGACCCCGUCACGUACAGCGUGCGACGGGAGCAGCGCCGCGUGGUCAAGGGCUCUCCCACACUGCGAUUCGUGCCACACUUUGGAUACGUCUCACUCUUCCCACUGCUGCUGCGCUUGAUUCCGCCUCACGCGAGUGAGUUGGGGCAGCAGCUGGAGGCGCUGCGCGAGGAGAAGCUGCUCUGGACGCCCUUCGGCCUGCGAUCCCUCGCCACCACCAGGUGCCACACUCCCUCGCCACCACCAGGUGACACACUCCCUCGCCGCCACCAGGUGACACACUCCCUCGCCACCACCAGGUGA
This is a messenger RNA of Closterium sp. Naga37s-1, 3459 nucleotides long. The record is from the annotation of a GenBank genome assembly. Lineage: Eukaryota; Viridiplantae; Streptophyta; Zygnematophyceae; Desmidiales; Closteriaceae.